Pelodiscus sinensis (Chinese soft-shelled turtle) is the source of this 2527-nucleotide messenger RNA. RefSeq names its product glycosyltransferase 1 domain containing 1 (gene GLT1D1). Gene Ontology annotation, molecular function: glycosyltransferase activity. The record is from RefSeq and is a predicted model, not a curated record. NCBI's taxonomy places the organism in Eukaryota, Metazoa, Chordata, Testudines, Trionychidae.
UGGGGCCGCGCCGCUAUGAGGCUGCUCCUGCUGGCCUGUCUCCGAGCCCAGACGGGGAACGCCACCACCGCGGGCAGGAUACAGGAUCAUCUAGAAGCUGUGGGUCACAAAUGCAGUCUUAAGGAUGCUUUUGGCUAUGAGAACCCAUCUGAAAUAGCAAAUCUAAUCUCUGCAGAGAAGUUUGAAGCAGCCUUGGCCAUUCAUCUUUAUAAAGGAGGCAGACUUCUGCAAGGUAGUAGAAUUCCUUUUGGAAUCAUCUUCGGUGGGACGGAUAUAAAUGAAGACAUCAAACAUGAAGAGAAACACCGGGUGAUGGGAGCAGUGUUAGAAGAAGCCAGGUUUGCAGUGGCUUUCACAAAGAAAAUGAAGGAACUGGCAGCAGCGGAGUGGCCAGGUGCUAGAAGCAAAAUAUACAUCCAAACUCAAGGAAUUAUGACCACACCCAGUGCAUCUUUUAAUUGGAAGAGAUUUCUACAAAAUGCAGGCAUUCCUCAAGACACAGACAAUUUAUGCUUGUUUCUUUUGAUAUGUGGACUUAGAAGAGUCAAGGACCCUCUUUAUUUAGUGGAUGCGUUUUCAGAGUGGCACAGAAGAGAGCCCCAUAUCCACCUUGUUAUAAUUGGACCCGCGGUUGAUCCACUGUUUACAAGUGAAGUCAAUGAAAAAGUUAAUAGGGCACCUGGGGUACAUUUGUUACAGGAGAUACCUCAAAAUGAUCUUCAUGCUGCUGUGAAAAGAUGCUUUGCAGUGGUGAACAGCUCCAUUUCAGAAGGGAUGUCUGCUGCAAUCCUGGAGGCAAUGGAUUUAGAUGUUCCAGUGCUGGCAAGGAAUAUUCCUGGGAAUGCAGCAAUAAUAAAACAUAAAGAUACAGGACUAUUAUUUACAGAUCCCCAGGAGUUUGUCCACCUCUCCAAAAGUCUGAUGAAUGACCCUUCUUUGGAAAGAGAAAUUGUGACACAGGCAAAAGCAUAUGUGAAGAAACACCAUUCAUGGGAAUGUGAAAGAGAAGCCUAUCAAAAUUUUGUCCUUAGACUCCAGUGAAUCAGUGGGUAUCAAAUGUGGAAACUGAUCAUAUUUUGUUUCACUUUAAUGAUGGAAUUGUAAUCAAAUUAUUUUAAAGAAAAAAAUCACACAUUAUGGAUAUAUUGUUCCACUCAAACUGUGCCCACUGUACAAACAUAGUGCAUCAGAUGGUGGUCCAUCCAACUCACUAUCCUGGCUCCAACAUGAAUGGCAUAGUGAAAUCAAGGAUGUCAAUUUCUUCAUAGUAUGCAAUCAUGUGGGCCUCAAAAUAGGGCUCUUCUUUAUGCACAGGCGGGGAUUUCAUCCACAUUGAACUUAUGCAAUGCCAGUUACUGUGUUUUAGCCUGACAAUGUUAAUAGGGCUUAAGGCAUUUAUACUCUAAUCUGAAUUUAUCUGGAUACAUGUCAAUGAUACACAUAAUGUUGUAAGAGUGGGUUCAUCUCGCUAUAUAUACAGUAAGGAUGUUAGCUGGGUCUAUGUGAUCUAAAAUUUUAAAGGGGAAGGAUCAUGAAUUAGUCAAAUGACUGGUACUUUAAUCAAGAAUGUAACUCUCUGGAGCUGGUGAGCAUUAUAGAAGUUGAUGUUUUCUAGCAUGAUCAAUAGUAGACACUGUUUGCUGCCUACAUAUUCUACUUUAUUUAUGAAUUAUUGGAAGACAGCAGCUACCUCUUAAAAUUACCAAACUUUGGGGACCUCACAGAUGGCCAUUAUUCUUACAAAAGAUGAAUGGAGGCUGUAAUAAAGAGCAACAAUGUAAUUUACUAUUUGGUAUGUAAUUUGGUAAUUUUGCCAUGAGUGACUCUCAGGAGAAAGACAUAAGAGAAAUCUGUGAGCAGUUUAGUCAAAUAAAAAGGGUUUUUAAAUUAUAUAACAAAAGGAAUCUUAAUAGUUCUAGGUACUGGCUCAUUACUAUAUGUAUAUGGUAAAUAUUACAGACAAAAAUGUUCAAUAUUUCUGUUCUGUAUUUUGAGAAAAAACAUGAUCUAUUAAUAUUUUAUGAUUAUAUAUUUUCCAAUUACAGUAACAAAGGGUGAUAUUAAACAGUAGCUAUCUAAAGUCAGACAUCUUUAAAAAUCAGCAGAUCCACAUAAACUGUACCUAAAAUUUAUAAAAGAACUGACUAAGGAGUUCUCUGGAUCAGUUAUGCAAAUUUUCAAUUAACUUUUGAACAAUGAUGAAUCUUCAGAGGAAUGAAUGAAAAUUAAUGUUUUGCCAAUAUUUUAAAAGGACAAGCAGAAUGACCCAUCUCACAGAAGGCCUGUUAGCCUAUCAUUAAUCCCAAGCAAAAUAAUGGAAAUAUAUGGAACUCAAUAAAGAAUUAAAGGAGGAUGAUAUAAUGAAUGCUAAUCAAUAUGGGAUUAUGGAAAACAAGUUGUCAAACUAUAUCACUUUUUGAUGAGUAUGGUUAAUAAAAGUAAUAGUGUUGAAUUAAUAUACCUCUCUGUAAGACAUUUGACUUGGUACCACACGUCAUCUGCAUUAAUAAAUUAGAUUGAUGCCAAA